This is a messenger RNA of Saccostrea echinata, 2540 nucleotides long. RefSeq names its product CLK4-associating serine/arginine rich protein-like. The record is from RefSeq and is a predicted model, not a curated record. Bases 121 to 2289 code for a protein of 722 amino acids. NCBI's taxonomy places the organism in Eukaryota, Metazoa, Mollusca, Bivalvia, Ostreida, Ostreidae. The transcript has 20 exons.
UGCAGAGGAAUAUUAGACAGAGAUGGUUAGGAAAACAUGUAUGUAAAUCUCAUAACCAAGCAUAUGAAAAUCUGAAGGAAUUACGUACAAACCUAACGUUAGGGAAUAUAUAGCUUAAAAAUGUGGCAUGAAGCCAGGAAGCAGGAGAAGAAAAUCAGAGGUCUUAUGGUGGAUUACAAGAAAAGGGCAGAUCGACGAAGAGAAUUCUAUGAGAAAAUAAAACUUGAUCCCACCCAGUUUUUGAGGGUGUAUGGUCGUCCCGUGAAGGUGAAUUUAGAUCCUGCAGUGGCUAUUGCAGCAGAGAGCCCACAAAGCAUGAUGCCUUGGCAAGGGGACAAAGAAAACAUGAUUGAUAGAUUUGAUGUCAGAGCACAUCUAGACAUUAUGCCAAAAUUUAAUCUUGUGGCACCACCCAUAUUGAGUCAGAGAGAAGAGGAAGAAGAGAGGAGAGCAAAUUAUGAGAGAUAUCGAACAUUGGUUGAAAAUGAAAGUGCAGGAGUUUCAGAGGAACAGGCUUUGCAUCAAAUUUAUAUUGAUGAAAUGUAUGGUGCUGUGAACAAGGGGCCAGAGGAUGAGAAAAAGAAACUGGCAGAGAGGAAGGCAGCAAUAGGUUACACAUAUGAAGACAGCACACCAACCCCUGACAAAAAAGAGGAGGGAGAGAGUGAAGACGAGGACUCUGACAUAGAUGUAGAAGCAAUGGAUCUAGAUGUUACUCUGGACAUUGACACAUUGACAAAUGAACAAAAGACCUUGCUGAACCAGUGUGCGCAGACGUAUGGGAUGAAGGAUGAGGACUUUGUCUGCUGGUUAUCAAGAGACAAAGAGGAAAUGGAGGAAAUACGUCAAGCAAAAAUGUUGGAAGAGGAAAAGGCACAGUUUGCUGGAAGGAAGUCGAGAAGAGAAAGAAGAGCUUAUAAAGAGAAGAAGCUUGCUGGCAGGAAACUCAGCCCACCAAGCUAUGCUGCAAGAGAUAGUCCAAAAUAUGAACCAUAUCAAAGAAAGUCUUCAUCAUCAAGAUCCCGCUCUCGUUCACCUGAAGAGCCCAAGAAGACAAAAGUGGAGUUUAUAACAAGUUUUGGAGGAGAAAGUGAUGAAGAGGGUGUGCUCCAGGGUCCUGCCCUUCCUCCACAAUUAAGUGUUAGCGAGUCUUCACAGACAUGUAAGAAGAAAAAAGAAAAGAAGAGACGAAAAAGAAGAUACUCAUCUGCAUCUAGAUCUCGAUCAAGAACUCCACAGAAAUCACAGUCUAAAUGUAAAUCACCAGAAAAAUGUAAAUCUUUCAGUGAAAAGACAGUUAAUGAAUCUCCCCAAAAGGAGAAAAAUGGCAAGCGAUCUGGAGAUACUAGAAUGUCUUCUGGAUCUCCGCGUAAGACAGUCAGUAGUGCCAGUCACUCAAGAUCUAGGUCAAGAUCCUAUUCAUCUUCACGAUCAAGGUCAAGAUCAAAAUCUUCCAGGAGUAGAUCAAGGUCAAGUAGAUCAAGAUCUAAGUCAUCAAGAUCAAGUUCUAGGUCUACAAGUCCUGAUAAACCUGUAAUAAAACGAUACCGUAGGAGGAGCCUGUCAUCUUCAGCUUCUAGCAGUGAUUCAGAGUCUGAUCGGAAAGGCAAAUCAAGCAUUCAAAAAUCUGGAUCUGGUGUGGGUAAAACAUCCUUGGCCACGUCUCAAGUCAUGAAACUCACACCACAAGAACGCCUUAAGAGAAGAAUGCAAGCAGCAUUAAAUAAACAAUAUAAGGCAGACAAGAGAGCGGACAUUGAGAGACAGAACAAGAUGGAACAGGAACGUAUGGACAGAGAAGAAGAACUAAGAAUUAGGACUCUAGAAAUGAGAAAAAGGGAGAGGGAAAAACGACACAGAGAAUUAGAAGGGCGACAAAAUAGCAGUGACUCUGAUGAGAGAAGCAACAGUCCUCAAGUUAGAAAGCGAAGUCCUAGUCCUAAACAUAGGUCCCCAAAGCCAGAGAGACGGAGAAGUCCUCAGCCAGAACGUCGUCGAAGUCCUUUCUCAGAUCGAAGAAGAAGCCCAUUACAGGACCGCAGAAGGGGUUCCCCUUCUGAAAGGAAGAAAAGUCCAAUUAGAGAGCGCAACAGAGGUUCACCAGACAGAGGAAGAACCCAGUACUCUGAGAGGAGACGUAGCCCAGGGCAUUUAAGACGGAGUGGGGAUAGACACCGUAGUCCAGUCAGAGGUAGACGAGAAAGAAGCCCAAGAAGUUAUAGGCACAGAUCAAGAUCCCGUUCAAGGUCACGAUCAAUGGACAGAAGACCAAGACUUGUGAAUUACUGACAGAACAACAAAGAGUGUGAAUGUUAUCAGAAAUGUUAAUUGAACUACAGUGUGAUUUAAGAGAAUAAUUUGUACAGAAACAGAAGAGAGAUUCUUUUAAACUUUGUGCACAUAGUACCGGUAGAAUCUGAUUGCCUAUUUAUAUACCUUAGUACUGUAUGUCUGACAAUCAGUAGUAAGGGUUUAACAAUAUAUCGAUGCAUUGUGAUACAGAGGGGAAUGAUACAUCAAUAAAUAAAAUGAAGAAUCCA